AUGCCGCAUGACCUAGCUUCUCGACACUUUGACCUUUCGGCACACGACGCAUCAGCAUCUACCUCCCAGCUCGACUCGUUUGACAGCUUUCUCCCAAACAUCCCCUCUCCCGAGGGCGAGCGCCGCUCAUCCAACUCGCUCAGUCUCGACUUGUCACCGCCGCCCCCCACCUCGCCGCCUAUCACCGUGAUGGGCAGCGGCCCCAACAAUGUUGACGCAGACCGGAGCACCACAACGCCACCCGCUUCUCCCCCACCAUUGCAAAGCACCCCCGCACCCGUUGUUGCACUUCUCGAAGAGUCCCUCGCUUCAGAGACACAAACACCACCACGUAGCGUGACCCCUCGAUGGCCACUGUCGUUGGGCAGGGGCCCGACGGGCACCACCACUGCAUCGUCUGCGACAGCCGCGGCCAAUGCAUCCAAGGAGCACAUUAGCGACGACAGCAUGGCCGACAUGGAGGAGGUCGAACUAGACGACAGCCUCGCCACUGUUCAGAAGGAAACGCCGGGCAAGUAUGGCAUGCUCCUGUCAUCAUCACGACCCGGUGGACUCCUUGGGCGCCCACUGCUGCGCGCAGAGUUGAAUGGUUCCGAGGGGCCCGUUGCGCCGUCGACUCCGAUCCAGAGCAGACUCCUCCACUCGUUCAGCACACCUGCCGGUACCCACCUUGUUCCCCAAACACCACGCAGCAUUCUCCGCCCAGGAAACACUCCUGCAACAGGCAACUCUGUCAUCGAGAGGCUCCCAGACUUUGUGGACGAGCCAUCGCACCAUUCAUUUGAACAAUUGGGCGACGAAGGAAUCACAGAUCUCGGCGAUGAGCCAUUGAUUAAGGAAGAGGUGCCCAUGAUCGAGCCAGCAAGCAGUGACGAGGACGAAGACUCGCUCGAGUUUGAGCCCACCCACAAGCCACACAACUCUUCAUUUGAAGAGGCCGACAUCAACAGUUUCGACGAUGAGGUGACGCAGAAUACGCUCACUAACUCGCAAACAUUCCACGACCUCGGCUUCAACCAGUUCGAGCCCGGGACGGAGAUCAUCGUCACUCCAGAGGACCACACGGGCGAGGGCGAUUGA
Molecule: messenger RNA, 1080 nt
Organism: Apiotrichum porosum
Lineage: Eukaryota; Fungi; Basidiomycota; Tremellomycetes; Trichosporonales; Trichosporonaceae
Exons: 3
Coding region: 1-1080 (359 amino acids)
Source: RefSeq, a predicted model, not a curated record